Messenger RNA from Drosophila gunungcola (fruit fly), 752 nucleotides. RefSeq names its product gametocyte-specific factor 1 homolog. The record is from RefSeq and is a predicted model, not a curated record. The transcript is spliced from 2 exons. The coding region runs from base 88 to 549 and encodes 153 amino acids. Lineage: Eukaryota; Metazoa; Arthropoda; Insecta; Diptera; Drosophilidae.
AUCAUUUCAAUUUUAAUAUCGGCGCCGAAGCAAACGGAAUAGACCUAAAAACAAAUUUGUUAAGUUAAUCAGUGAAAGGUGCUAAAAAUGUCUAAAAAAGAAUACUCGGUGAGCGGUCCGAAUUUUGAGGAGUACAUCGUGUGCCCCUACGAUAGCGUCCAUCGCAUAAUUCCGGUUCGUUUGUCCUAUCAUUUGACCCGCUGCGCGAAGAAUUUUUCCUCAAACAAGAUGGUCCGCUGUCCAUUUAAUAGCAGCCAUUUGCACUCUGUUUCGGACAUGCAGAAACAUGUCAUCGAGUGCCCGAAUCGGUCAUCCCUAGAGCGCUACAAGUUGCCGGAUAUGCUGCCGCCUGUGGAACCGCGCCCCAGAGAUUUUAUUAUUGAAACCAUCGAGGAUUGGGAUGCCGAGCCGCCGGCCCCCACCUACAAUCCUCGAAGAUACUGCGAAGAGGAGUUAAUUAUCCGGAAUCCCCAGGGUAAUCCGCCGGCCGCUCGUCGCGAAUUCCGUGAGCGCGAACGCAGACGCUUCAUCGAAAAAAAUCAGUUAUAGAACUCUUUUUCCCAGUCAUGUACAUAUGUACAUAUAUAUCUAGCAACUUUAAGUUAUUUACACACAUAUGUAAGUUUGUGCAUAUGUAAUCGAAUACAUAUUAAGAAGAAGCAUUCGUCAGUUUUUUUUUUGGUUGCUUUGCUCAGCAUUUUUUUUGAUUAUCUUUUUCUAAGAAAUUGGAAACUUCGAAAGGAAUUCUGGGG